GCCGCUGCCGCCAUGUUUAGUUGUUACUUCUUCACACAAGAUGGCGGCUCCCAGGGAGGAGGCAUGAUCGCCCUGCCGUUACCGCUCCUCCUGCCGUACAGUUGCCACUUCGGGGCCUAACUCUGGCUCUUUGGAGCGGCUCCUGUGGGAAGGAGUAAUAAGGACGGAAGCGAGGAUCGGACACUGCCUUGCGUUUGGUUUGCAGUGGAAGAACUGACCCAGGAGGAAGAGAAUAGGGGGGGAAGGGGGAGUUAGUCUCAAGAUGGCGGCUCCCAGGGCGUCAGGCGCAGUCUGAGCAGCAGAGGCGGACUCGGGAGAGAGGUUCGAGACCUCACGAGCUGUACGGCGCGAGUCUCCGAGCAGCCCCCGAGAAUUCGAGUUCGUUCCACCGGCCUCCGGCGCGCCUCUGUCCCUUACGAGUGUCGAGGCUGUUUCGGGAGCGGCGGCUGCACUAAGCGCAGGGCGGGGAAGCGGGACGGUCUCAAGAUGGCGGCUCCCACAAUUGUGGUGUGAGCGCCGGCGGGGCAGAGACAACCGCGGUGCUUGUGGCUCCUUUCCACCCGCCCCGGAAGCCGGCCAGUGCAGGGGACUUGGGGGGUGUGGGAACCGGGCCGGGGCUCCGCCAUUUCCGGCGGGGGAGGGCUACGACUGAGGAAGGGAGGAGAGAGAGGCGGCUCAAGAUGGCGGCUCCCAGGGCCUCCCGCCCGAGCUUGUAAGCGGGAGAGUCCGAGCGAGUAGUCGGGGCGGCGGGACUUGGCGGCCUCCAGCUUCUCGGGGCUAGGCGCUCGAAAGUUUCGGGAGGCUCUUGAAGAGACGGGGUGAGCUAGAAGAAGGGGAAGAGCCGAAGGGAAGGAGGGUAGUUAAGAUGGCGGCCUCCAUGGAGCCGUCCACCGCUGUGUGAGGAACCGCUUCUCCGUGAGAGCUACCUUAGACGAAAGGGGGUGUGUGUGAGAGGAAUUGGGGGGCUCCCUUCUCGCUUGGUGACUUUUUCCCACUACGGCCUUUCCCGGAACUAUGGCUUCGGCCGUGUCGCCCGCCAACUCGCCAGCGGUGCUUCUGCAGCCCCGCUGGAAGCGAGUGGUGGGCUGGUCGGGUCCAGUGCCCCGGCCGCGCCACGGCCACCGAGCCGUGGCCAUCAAGGAACUCAUCGUGGUGUUUGGCGGCGGCAACGAGGGGAUAGUGGACGAACUGCACGUGUACAACACGGCGACUAACCAGUGGUUCAUCCCAGCCGUGAGAGGGGACAUUCCCCCCGGGUGCGCAGCCUAUGGCUUCGUGUGCGAUGGGACGCGCCUGCUGGUGUUCGGCGGGAUGGUGGAGUACGGGAAGUACAGCAACGACCUCUACGAGCUGCAGGCAAGCCGAUGGGAAUGGAAGAGACUCAAAGCAAAAACGCCCAAAAACGGCCCGCCCCCAUGUCCUCGGCUCGGGCACAGCUUCUCCCUUGUGGGCAAUAAGUGCUACCUGUUUGGGGGCCUGGCCAACGACAGUGAGGACCCCAAGAACAACAUUCCGAGGUACCUGAAUGACUUGUACAUCCUGGAACUACGGCCAGGCUCCGGCGUGGUGGCCUGGGACAUCCCCAUCACGUAUGGUGUCCUGCCUCCCCCCCGGGAGUCACACACUGCUGUGGUCUACACUGAGAAGGACAAUAAGAAGUCCAAGCUCGUGAUCUACGGAGGGAUGAGCGGCUGCAGACUGGGGGACCUCUGGACCCUGGACAUCGACACUCUGACGUGGAACAAGCCCAGUCUCAGCGGGGUGGCCCCUCUCCCUCGGAGCCUUCACUCAGCCACGACCAUCGGAAACAAAAUGUACGUGUUUGGUGGCUGGGUGCCUCUCGUCAUGGAUGACGUCAAAGUGGCCACACACGAGAAGGAGUGGAAGUGUACCAACACACUGGCUUGCCUCAACCUGGAUACCAUGGCCUGGGAGACCAUCCUGAUGGACACGCUGGAGGACAAUAUCCCUCGGGCCCGAGCUGGCCAUUGUGCCGUGGCCAUCAACACCCGGCUGUACAUAUGGAGUGGGCGCGAUGGCUACCGAAAGGCCUGGAACAACCAGGUCUGCUGUAAGGACCUCUGGUACCUGGAGACAGAAAAGCCACCACCCCCGGCCCGGGUACAGCUGGUACGAGCCAACACGAACUCCCUGGAGGUGAGCUGGGGGGCAGUGGCGACAGCCGACAGUUACCUUCUGCAGCUCCAGAAAUAUGACAUUCCUGCCACGGCUGCUACCGCCACCUCCCCCACACCCAAUCCAGUCCCGUCUGUGCCUGCCAACCCUCCCAAGAGCCCUGCCCCCGCAGCAGCCGCACCUGCCGUGCAGCCGCUGACCCAAGUAGGCAUCACGCUCCUGCCCCAGGCUGCCAGCGCGCCCCCAACCACCACCACCAUCCAGGUCUUGCCGACGGUGCCUGGCAGCUCCAUCUCCGUGCCCGCCGCAGCCAGGACUCCAGGUGUGCCUGCUGUUCUCAAAGUCACCGGUCCUCAGGCAACAACAGGAACCCCAUUGGUCACCAUGCGACCUGCCAGCCAGGCUGGGAAAGCCCCCGUCACCGUGACCUCCCUUCCCGCAGGCGUGCGAAUGGUUGUGCCAACGCAGAGUGCCCAGGGGACGGUGAUCGGCAGUAGCCCCCAGAUGAGCGGCAUGGCUGCGCUGGCAGCCGCCGCCGCCGCCACACAGAAGAUCCCUCCUUCCUCAGCGCCCACAGUGCUGAGCGUCCCGGCAGGCACCACCAUCGUCAAGACUGUGGCCGUGACACCUGGCACCACCACCCUCCCGGCCACUGUAAAGGUGGCCUCCUCGCCAGUCAUGGUGAGCAACCCCGCCACCCGGAUGCUGAAGACCGCAGCCGCGCAGGUGGGAACGUCGGUCUCUUCCGCUGCCAACACAUCCACCCGCCCCAUCAUCACGGUCCACAAGUCAGGGACUGUGACAGUGGCCCAGCAAGCCCAGGUGGUGACCACCGUGGUGGGUGGAGUUACCAAGACCAUCACCCUGGUGAAGAGCCCCAUCUCCGUCCCUGGAGGCAGCGCUCUGAUUUCCAACCUGGGCAAAGUGAUGUCAGUGGUUCAGACCAAACCGGUUCAGACCUCGGCAGUCACGGGCCAGGCAUCUACGGGCCCAGUGACUCAGAUCAUCCAGACCAAAGGGCCGCUGCCAGCCGGGACCAUCCUGAAGCUGGUGACCUCAGCAGACGGCAAGCCCACCACCAUCAUCACUACCACGCAGGCCAGCGGGGCAGGGACUAAGCCCACCAUCCUGGGCAUCAGCAGUGUGUCCCCGAGCACCACCAAGCCUGGCACAACCACCAUCAUCAAGACCAUCCCCAUGUCGGCCAUCAUCACGCAGGCUGGCGCCACAGGUGUGACCAGCAGUCCUGGCAUCAAGUCCCCCAUCACCAUCAUCACCACCAAAGUGAUGACUUCAGGAACUGGAGCACCGGCCAAAAUCAUCACCGCUGUCCCUAAGAUCGCCACUGGGCACGGGCAGCAAGGAGUGACUCAGGUGGUGCUGAAAGGGGCCCCUGGACAGCCGGGCACCAUCCUCCGCACCGUGCCCAUGGGGGGGGUCCGCCUGGUCACUCCUGUCACGGUCUCUGCCGUCAAGCCAGCUGUCACCACAUUGGUUGUGAAGGGCACCACAGGCGUCACAACCCUCGGCACAGUGACGGGCACCGUUUCCACUAGCCUUGCCGGAGCCGGAGGCCACAGUACAAGCGCCUCCCUGGCCACGCCCAUCACCACGUUGGGCACCAUCGCCACCCUCUCAAGCCAAGUGAUCAACCCCACUGCCAUCACCGUGUCGGCAGCUCAGACCACGCUGACGGCGGCCGGCGGGCUCAGCACCCCCACCAUCACCAUGCAGCCUGUCUCCCAGCCAACCCAGGUGACUCUCAUCACGGCACCCAGUGGUGUCGAGGCUCAGCCUGUGCACGACCUGCCUGUGUCCAUUCUAGCCUCACCUACUACAGAACAGCCCACGGCCACUGUCACUAUCGCCGACUCGGGUCAGGGAGAGGUACAGCCAGGCACCGUGACCCUGGUGUGCUCGAAUCCGCCCUGCGAGACGCACGAGACGGGCACCACUAACACGGCCACCACCACUGUCGUAGCUAACCUUGGGGGGCAGCCACAGCCCGCCCAUGUGCAAUUCGUCUGUGACAGACAGGAGGCAGCUGCUUCCCUUGUGACCUCGACGGUUGGGCCGCAGAAUGGCAGCGUGGUCCGCGUCUGCUCCAACCCGCCGUGUGAGACGCACGAGACAGGCACCACUAACACAGCCACCACCGCUACGUCCAACAUGGCCGGGCCACACAGCUGCUCCAACCCGCCCUGCGAGACGCACGAGACAGGCACCACCAGCACCGCCACCACCGCCGUGUCCAGCAUCGGCGCCGGCCAGCAGCGGGAUGUGCGGCGUGUUUGCGUGGCCAGCACCGCGCCCGCUGUGCUCCGGGUUGGUGUGGCUGCUGGGGCAUCAGAGGGAGCCCAGAUGUCUGUCAAGCCAUUGUGCCAAACCCGCCAGACCAGCGUGACCAGCGCCACCAUGACUGUGAUGGCCACCGGCGUGACCCCGUGCUCAGCUUUCGUGCAGCUGGCCCCUGUGAGCGGCCAGGUCCGAGCCAGCAUUCUCGGAGGCAAGGACAGUCCCAUGGCUGGCCUGAGUCCGCUGGUCUCCAUUGGCCGCCAGCUGGAGGCCCACCACACCCACACAACCAACACGCCCACCACGGUCCGCUCUGCCAUGGGGGCCGGGGAGCCUGGCGAGGCCCGGGGGACCCCCAUGCCCGCAUACGAGAGCUCACCAGGCGCCACCGUGACUGUGCCAGCCCUGGAGGCACUGCUGUGCCCUUCAGCCACCGUGACCCAAGUCUGCUCCAACCCACCCUGCGAGACCCACGAGACGGGCACCACCAACACCGCCACUACCUCGAACGCAGGCAGCGCCCAGCGGGUCUGCUCCAACCCGCCUUGCGAGACCCAUGAGACGGGCACCACGCACACACCCACCACGGCCACCUCCGGUGGGGGUGCGGGCCAGCCCGAGGGAGGGCAGCAGCCCCCUGCCGGCCGCCCCUGCGAGACGCACCAGACCACUUCCACUGGCACCACCAUGUCAGUCGGCAUGGGCGCCCUGCUCCCCGAUACCGUUCCCUCCCAUAGGACCCUAGAGUCCGGCUUGGAGGUGGCAGCACCGGCCACCGUCGCCGCCCAGGCUGCUGCUUCGUUGCUGGCUCCGUUCCCGACGCAGAGGGUUUGCUCCAACCCGCCUUGUGAGACGCAUGAGACAGGCACCACGCACACGGCCACCACCGUCACCUCCAACAUGAGCUCGAACCAAGAUCCCCCACCAGCCGCCAGUGACCAGGGAGAGGUGGAGAGCACCCAGGGUGACAGUGUGAACAUCACCAGCUCCAGUGCCGUUACAACGACCGUGUCCUCCACCCUGACACGGGCUGUGACCACUGUAACACAGUCCACGCCCGUCCCAGGCCCCUCGGUGCCGAAGAUCUCAUCAGUGACUGAGGCUACCCCAGGGGCUCUGACCACCGAAGUCCCCAUCCCGGCCACGAUAACAGUGACCAUAGCCAACACAGAAACUUCUGACAUGCCCUUCUCUGCUGUUGACAUCCUGCAGCCCCCAGAGGAACUCCAGGCCUCGCCAGGGCCUCGCCAGCAGCUGCCGCCACGGCAACUCCUGCAGCCCGCCUCUACACCCCUGCUGGGGGAGUCCGCCGAGGUCCUGUCAGCCUCCCAGACCCCUGAGCUCCAGGCCGCCGUGGAUCUGAGCAGUACAGGGGACCCAUCUCCGGGCCAGGAGCCUGCCAGCUCAGCCGUGGUGGCCACGGUGGUGGUCCAGCCGCCCCCACCCACACAGUCUGACGUAGACCAGUUGUCCCUCCCCCAAGAGCUGAUGGCCGAGGCCCAGGCGGGCACCACCACCCUCAUGGUGACGGGGCUCACCCCCGAGGAGCUGGCAGUCACUGCUGCCGCUGAAGCGGCUGCCCAGGCCGCAGCCACGGAGGAGGCCCAGGCCCUGGCUAUCCAGGCAGUGCUCCAGGCCGCGCAGCAGGCCGUCAUGGCAGGCACCGGGGAGCCCAUGGACACGUCCGAGGCGGCAGCGGCUGUGACGCAGGCGGAGCUGGGCCACCUGUCGGCCGAGGGCCAAGAGGGCCAGGCCGCCACCAUCCCCAUCGUGCUGACGCAGCAGGAGCUGGCGGCACUCGUGCAGCAGCAGCAACUACAGGAGGCGCAGGCGCAGCAGCAGCAGCACCUCCCCACCGAGGCCUUGGCCCCCGCCGACAGCCUCAACGACCCAGCCAUUGAGGGCAACUGCCUCAACGAGCUGGCCGCGGCCGUGCCCAGCACCGUGGCCCUGCUGCCCCCCACGGCCACCGAGAGCCUGGCUCCGUCCAACACGUUUGUGGCUCCACAGCCGGUGGUGGUGGCCAGCCCCGCCAAGCUGCAGGCCGCGGCCACCCUGACUGAAGUGGCCAAUGGCAUCGAGUCCCUGGGUGUGAAGCCGGACUUGCCACCCCCACCCAGCAAGGCGCCUGUGAAGAAGGAGAACCAGUGGUUUGAUGUGGGGGUCAUUAAGGGUACCAAUGUAAUGGUGACACACUAUUUCCUGCCACCAGAUGACGCCAUCCCUUCUGACGAUGACUCGGGCACCGUCCCCGACUAUAACCAGCUGAAGAAGCAGGAGCUGCAGCCGGGCACAGCCUAUAAGUUCCGCGUGGCCGGGAUCAAUGCCUGCGGCCGGGGACCCUUCAGCGAGAUCUCAGCCUUUAAGACGUGUCUGCCUGGUUUCCCGGGGGCCCCCUGUGCCAUUAAAAUCAGCAAAAGUCCAGAUGGUGCGCACCUGACGUGGGAGCCGCCGUCUGUGACCUCCGGCAAGAUCAUCGAGUACUCGGUGUACCUGGCCAUCCAGAGCUCGCAGGCCGGUGGUGAGCCCAAGAGUUCCACGCCGGCCCAGCUGGCCUUCAUGCGGGUGUACUGCGGGCCCAGCCCGUCCUGCCUGGUGCAGUCAUCCAGCCUCUCCAACGCCCACAUCGACUACACCACCAAGCCCGCCAUCAUCUUCCGCAUCGCCGCCCGCAAUGAGAAGGGCUAUGGCCCAGCCACCCAAGUGAGGUGGUUGCAAGAAACCAGUAAAGACAGCUCUGGCGCCAAGCCAGCCAGCAAGCGGCCCAUGUCCUCUCCGGAAAUGAAAUCCGCUCCAAAGAAAUCUAAGGCAGAUGGUCAGUGAGAGGCAGCUCCCCUGCACCUGGACCCUUCGCCGGACCCCCCCCCUUCUGCUUCUCGGGAACGCCACCUGCCAGGGCCCCCCUGUCCUCCCCACCCGGCGCUCACACUUCACCCUCAGGAGCCACUAGCCGCCACUCAUUCUCUCUCCCUCUCUGUUUUUAAAAUAAUCGCAAGAAAGCACAUUGCACCGCUGCUGUGGGAGGAAGCAGAACGCGGAUCUGGAAGAGCAGUGAGCAAGUGAGACGUGUGCCCUCCUCCCCCUUCUUCCCGCCGGUGCCAUCCUCCCGGAGCUGAGCAGGCCCCGCGUUCUGAGGCCCUCGAGGGAGCUAGACAGAGGCUUUGGACGAAGCAGAUGCGCCUUGGAGACCAGGACGCACGUGCCUCUGGCAGCUGGUCACCUUGGUUCCGAGGGGGCGGCCAAGGGCGGGAGGGGCUGUAGCAUGGAAGCAGAAGAA
Enhydra lutris kenyoni (northern sea otter) is the source of this 7708-nucleotide messenger RNA. Its product is annotated as host cell factor C1. Bases 1015 to 7254 code for a protein of 2079 amino acids. The record is from RefSeq and is a predicted model, not a curated record. Gene Ontology annotation, biological process: regulation of DNA-templated transcription; chromatin remodeling. Gene Ontology annotation, cellular component: histone methyltransferase complex. The transcript has 26 exons. Gene Ontology annotation, molecular function: protein binding; transcription coactivator activity. Lineage: Eukaryota; Metazoa; Chordata; Mammalia; Carnivora; Mustelidae.